AUGGCAGAGGUAUGGAAUGCCAAGAUCGUUGGAUAUAGGUCAAAACCGAUUAUCACUCUAUUGGAGGAACUGAGAUGCUACAUUAUGAGGAGGAUGGCUGCACAUCAGAGGGUGCUAGGAACUGUUCGGGGUAAAAUAGCUCCUGCUCAGCAAUUGAAACUAGAUCAGUUAAAGGUUCUUAGCAAUUCAUGGACACCCACUUGGACUGGAAAUCUGCAGCAAGAUAUGUAUGAGUUGACUGGACUACCUUGUGAGCAUGCUAUAGCAGCAAUUUGUCACAAAAGCGAGCAUGCCGAGAACUAUGUCCAUCAAUGGCUUACAGUUGAUGCAUUGCAUGCCACAUAUGAGCACACCUUAAACCCAGUGAACUCGGACAAGUAUUGGCCUGCAUCUGAUGAACCCAAACCUCUUCCACCAAAACUGAAAAGGCCAAUUGGGCGUCCCAAGAAACACAGGAAGAAGGACCCAACUGAAGACCAAGGGAGCAUGACAAAGAAAGUUAAAAGGACAUAUGAAGCCAAGUGUAGUAAGUGUGGUCAGACUGGACACUAUGUCAAGAGUUGUAAGGGGCCACCAGCUUCCAAAACAGACAAGAGCCAAGCAAGACCACAAUCUGUGAAGAUUGGCACAGACUCAGUAAAUGAAAUCCCAUUAAGUCAAGGAGGCUCGUCAGAAAUUGGUAGUUCUCAGGCACAACAAGUCAACUUGAGAGGAUGCAGCUCACCUCCUUCAAAUCCAGAAGAAGCAAAUGCAGUGUUGACUGAAGAGACAAUAAAGGCAGCCAACACUGGCACACGAAGCAGAUUUAUGCACUUCAUGACAACACCUGGUUUCAUGCCACGAAGGCGAUCCUCAAGAAAAUGA
Gastrolobium bilobum is the source of this 864-nucleotide messenger RNA. RefSeq lists its product as uncharacterized. The coding region runs from base 1 to 864 and encodes 287 amino acids. The transcript is spliced from 2 exons. The record is from RefSeq and is a predicted model, not a curated record. Gene Ontology annotation, molecular function: zinc ion binding; nucleic acid binding. NCBI's taxonomy places the organism in Eukaryota, Viridiplantae, Streptophyta, Magnoliopsida, Fabales, Fabaceae.